Messenger RNA from Owenia fusiformis, 341 nucleotides. The record is from the annotation of a GenBank genome assembly. NCBI's taxonomy places the organism in Eukaryota, Metazoa, Annelida, Polychaeta, Sabellida, Oweniidae.
GAAAUAAAAGUUAAGCAACAAGCUGCUGGGGAACCUAGAUCUGAACCCUUUAGUAAAUAUAACUCAUGGAAUCAAAAUGAUGAUAGAGACAAUAACAGAUAUCAUGAUUCCAAUAAAACCAUUCCCACAUAUAAUCAUCAGUAUGCAGAGGAUGCAAAUAGGACUUAUAGCAGGGAAAAUAGUCCUGUAGAACAAUCUCAAAGGAGCAAAAGUCCCAAAAGAGGAAAUAUUCCUCAAAAAGACAUCCAAUAUGAUGAAAACUAUAACGAUAAAAAUGACAGGUCCACAAGAAGGCAAAAUAAAAGGGAGGAGACACAUACACCUCAAAAGAAAAAUUUUAA